AGCGUCAUGACAGUGCCACGCAAGCACACCGCGACAUACCUUGUGAAAACCAAACGACGGACACCGCUCGUCGUCAUCUCCCUCUGUUCCUGUGCUCACGUUCGCGAACGGCAUAACUCUAUGAGAGGAGGCAGCCAUCCCAAAAGGGAGUCAGAUAUUCGUGGUGGCUAUGACCUGCUUUGUGUUUGACGAACUCUUUGCCAGCGCAAAAGCAGGUGGGGCAGAUAUCCACGCCAUCUCCCGGCUCACAGACAGGAUCGGCGCUCGAAGACUGAGUCCCUUUCUAGGCAUUGGCACGGGUACAGGUAUGGGUCUGACUUUCAAGACCCAUGACCCGUGUACCCGCGCGGGUAUAUCAUGUGACUUUGUUUACCGCGCUUGGUCUUGUUCAACAUCGCAUUCAUUCUCAUUAAAAUUGCUUUUACUUGUACUACUAGAGUUCAUCUAUCAUCAUAGGCCAUGCGGGAGUUGCAGGGGACCAGUGCUAGUGACACUGAGACUCAAACAUCUCCGUUCUCUUGCGCUUAACUUGGAUGAGGCUAUCGCACUUCACAGGGAAGCGCUGACUUUGCUCCCAGUCGGUCACACAGAUCGGUCUGGGUCAUUAAAUAGCCUCGCAGCUCCACUCUCCUCCCGCUUUUGCCGCUGAGGCAACGACGAAGACUUGGAUAAGGCUAUAGCGUUUCACAGGGAACCACUGGCUUUGCUCUCGGCCGGUCACACACAUCGGUCUUCGUCAUUAAACGACCUUGCGAAUAAACUCUUGACCCGCUUUAAUCACCGAGGCCAUGACGAAGACUUGGAUCAGGCUAUUGCACGUCGAAGGGAAGCACUGGUUUUACUCCCGGUCGGUCACACAGAUCGGUCCAUGUCAUUAAACAACCUGGCGAAUGGAAUCUCCUUCCACUUUCACC
This is a messenger RNA of Suillus fuscotomentosus, 914 nucleotides long. RefSeq lists its product as uncharacterized. NCBI's taxonomy places the organism in Eukaryota, Fungi, Basidiomycota, Agaricomycetes, Boletales, Suillaceae. The record is from RefSeq and is a predicted model, not a curated record. Bases 170 to 649 code for a protein of 159 amino acids. The transcript is spliced from 3 exons.